AGGCACGUUACAUAUAUAUACAUAUAUUACUUUAAAAAAAUAAAAAAGUAGAGUAUAUUAUAGAGAGGAAUAAAUGUGUAUAUGUAAGAAUCAUAAAAAAAAUAAAAUAAUUCUUGAUACUCGAACCUUAUGCAGGUUUUAUACACUAACUACCGCGAUAUUCAACAUUACCAUACAAUUCAUAUGUAUUUAUUAUCUACGCUAUCUACACACACGCGUGCACAAGUUGGUCAAGUGCGAUACUGCGGUGCCGCCGUUGUGUUCGUGUGGUUGUGCUGUGUGCAUCCUAAGGUGCUUCCUGCCACCGCUCUAAUCUCUCGCAUACGCCUCCCCGAUGGCAUCUCCCGAGUCAAAAUCGCCCGAACAGUCCGAGAAAAAUCGGAAAUACGAUCGUCAAUUGAGAUUAUGGGGUGACCAUGGCCAAGUGGCUCUAGAGGCUGCUCAUGUCUGUCUCAUAAAUGCCACCGGACUUGGCACAGAGGUACUGAAAUCGCUAGUGCUUCCAGGUAUAGGAGCGUUCACUAUAGUCGAUGGCAAAAAAAUUACAGAAGAAGAUAUCGGAGCUAACUUUUUUCUAGAAGCAGAUACUGUUGGAAAAUCUAGAGCGCAAGUAGCUACUCAAAUGCUCUUAGAGAUGAAUCCAGAUGUAACUGGCGAUUACAUUGACGAAGAGCCUGAACAAAUUUUAUCCAACAGCCCAGAUUUUUUUAAUAGCUUCACCGUGGUUGUGGCAACUGCACUAACUGAAAAAACGUUGAUUCUUCUGUCGAAAAGACUUUGGGAACUGAAUAUUCCUCUGAUAGUAUGUAAGAGUUUAGGCUUUAUCGCAUAUAUGCGCAUUCAAAUAAAGGAGCAUACGGUUAUAGAGACUCAUCCGGAUAACGAAACGCCAGAUUUACGCCUGGAUAGGCCAUUUGAUAGUUUGAAGAAACAUAUAGAUUCCAUAAAUCUAGAUGAAAUGAACUUCAAAGACCAUUGUCACGUACCAUAUUUAGUUAUCUUGUAUAAAUACUUAGAAAAGUGGAUAUCAGUGCACGGCGCUUUACCGAAAACAUAUAAAGAGAAGCAGCAACUCAGGGAUAUGAUAAAAAGCGGUAUGAGACGUGAUGAGCACGACUCGUCUAAUAGCGAGGAGAAUUUUGAGGAAGCUAUGUCAGCUGUAAAUAAAUGCAUAAGAGUGAGCGAUAUUCCCGAUAAUGUUAUAAAUAUUUUAAACGAUGAUCGUUGUGUUAAUUUGACAGCAAAGAGUAGUUCUUUUUGGAUUAUUGCGAAAGCAGUGCGUGAUUUCAUCGAUAAUGAAGGGAGAGGAUUACUACCACUUAAGGGUACUCUGCCUGAUAUGACUGCAGACACUGAGAAAUACAUUGCACUCCAGCAAAUUUAUCAUAAACAAGCCUCGGCAGAUGUGGAAGCCGUAUGGAGGCGCACUUUGCAGUUACUACGUCAAUUGGGAAGAUCAUCAGAUUCGAUUUCAGAAAAGGAUGUCAAGCUGUUUUGCAGACAUGCUGCUAAUAUUCACGUAGAAAAAGGCAGCUGCAUCGCAGAUGAAUACGAUCCCAAAGUUUUUGAUACUAAUAUUAUAGUUCAAAACUUAGAGAAUCCAGAGAGUAUGAUGCUUUACUAUGUCAUGCUCCGAGGGGUAGAUAAAUUCCAGGCGGAAUAUAACUCGUAUCCUGGCGAAUUUGAUGAUCAAGUGGAACCCGAUAUUGUGAAACUUAAAACAUGCCUCACAAAAUUGUUGAGUGAAUGGGGAUGCGGCCCGUUAGCCAAAGACGAUUACGUACACGAGCUUUGCCGAUUCGGGGGUGCAGAAUUGCACUCCGUUUCGGCAUUCUUGGGUGGUCUUGCGGCACACGAAACUAUAAAGCUCAUCACGAAGCAGUAUAAACCUGUUCACAAUACCUUCCUCUACGACGCCGUCACAGCGACCUCCGGAACGUUUUUCUUUUAAAACUUAUGUGAAAAGAAAAUGCUAAUUAAAGUGAUAAUACAAUUUUGUAGCUUAUAUUAAUUUUUUGUGAGUUCUUUAAAUAUUUUGUAUUAAGACGAGUAAUCUUUCCAAAACAACUUAAUAGAGUUUUCUCUAUUAUUUCAUUUAUUGUCUUAUGAUUCUAAGACUGCAGUUCACUUGAUGUUACAAACGCUUCGUGAUGUUACAAACACUUUAUUGCAACAAAGAAUUUUACGAGUUGAUCAAUCAAAAAAUAUUUUGAAGCGUUUUUAGCAUCAAGUGACCUUCCGUCUAAAAUUGAGAUUUCACAUGUAAAAAAGAAGACAAAAAAAGAAACAAACUUAAAAAAAUUAUUGUAUAUUAAAAAAAUAAAAAGCAUCUUUUUUUAUAAUUGCAUUAUUAUAGUCUAAUUCUAGCUAUUCUUCAAUUUAUCUUCUUGUCUCAUUGUCAGACAGAAAGCUAAUUGUUUUUUAUUUUAUUCAUACAACAUAUAACAAUAAAAAUAAUUACAUUUAAAAAA
This is a messenger RNA of Monomorium pharaonis (pharaoh ant), 2471 nucleotides long. It is a transcript of the gene APP-BP1, whose product is annotated as NEDD8-activating enzyme E1 regulatory subunit. Gene Ontology annotation, cellular component: cytoplasm; nucleus. Gene Ontology annotation, molecular function: NEDD8 activating enzyme activity; ubiquitin activating enzyme activity. The record is from RefSeq and is a predicted model, not a curated record. Gene Ontology annotation, biological process: protein neddylation; protein ubiquitination; ubiquitin-dependent protein catabolic process. The coding region runs from base 335 to 1951 and encodes 538 amino acids. The transcript has 8 exons. Lineage: Eukaryota; Metazoa; Arthropoda; Insecta; Hymenoptera; Formicidae.